Molecule: messenger RNA, 417 nt
Organism: Aspergillus luchuensis
Lineage: Eukaryota; Fungi; Ascomycota; Eurotiomycetes; Eurotiales; Aspergillaceae
Exons: 2
Coding region: 1-417 (138 amino acids)
Source: RefSeq, a predicted model, not a curated record
AUGAAGUUUUCUGCAGUUUUUUCUACCUUUAUGGUAGCCGGCCUGGUUCUCGCUGCUCCUCCUGCUCCACGCCCUACUGAUAUCCAAGCUCACCAUCACUCCAACCCUCCUCCCAACGCUCCUCUUCCCAAACCCCACGACAACAACAAGCGUGAUGGCCCAGAGCCUCCUAAUGAUGAGCCUACACCCGACGCUCCCAAGCCUGCGAAUGAUCCCCAGCCCCAUGAUCAGCCCAAGCCCAUCCCUCAACCCUCUAAGGACGCGCCCUUUCCCAGCGACCCGAAUCCCCCACAGAAGCGCAAUGACGGACCGAAGCCUCCUAAGGAUCCUCAGCCAAAACCUCAACCAAAGCCUCAGCCUAAGCCCCAGCCUAAGCCCCUGAAUGACAAGCCGCAGGAUCCGCCUAGGCCCAACUAG